Anthonomus grandis grandis is the source of this 851-nucleotide messenger RNA. RefSeq names its product protein immune deficiency. The record is from RefSeq and is a predicted model, not a curated record. Gene Ontology annotation, molecular function: protein binding. The transcript has 4 exons. The coding region runs from base 95 to 751 and encodes 218 amino acids. Lineage: Eukaryota; Metazoa; Arthropoda; Insecta; Coleoptera; Curculionidae. Gene Ontology annotation, biological process: signal transduction.
UACGACUUCACAGAUAGGCAACAUUCUGAGCACAUCGCCUGCUGCUUUUACAAAGCGACAAUCUUAUCUCUUAUAUAAUUGAGAAUAUGUAGGUAUGUACAUACAAUGUGUAGUGAAAAUGUCGGAGUCUUUUUUAACUACUGAUGCUCUGCCUAGCUCUCCUCGAGACGAACCAAACCCAACUUUUCAUAAUGGAAGUGCUACAAAACAGAUGCCAAAAGAGUCAACAGACAAAGGAAAUAGUGAUGAGGGCUUUGAACCUCAGUCACAAUCAGCUCCAAAUAGUGGAUUUUAUCACAAAAAGCCUCAAGUGGUAAAUAAUGUGAUUCAAGUAAUCAAUUCUCCUGGAACACGUAUUGGUAGCACCCAUCAUUACCACAGUUCACCAAAAAGCCGGGCACAUGACUCACCAACUAUAACUGAGACUGAAAAAAUGGCAUUGCUCAAAAAAAGUACUGAACCAGUCUUUCAGAACGAUAUUGACGCUCUUAAGGAGCAUAUUGGACAUAAUUAUAGAAGUAUUUUUAAUAAACUAGGAUUAUCACUUGGGGAGAUCCAGCAGGCCGAGAUGGGAUAUAGCAAAAAUGAAAGUGAGAUGAUGAGGGUUUUAUUGCUUAAAUGGAGACAAUCAAAUUUCAAAGAAGACGCUACUGUUGGAAGGUUGGCGCGAGCAUUAUGGGAUUGCAAUGAACAUGAGGCAUUAAGAAUUUGGGCAUCACAAUAUGACCAAUUACAUCAGGAAGUCGAUUAAACAUAUUUUGUGAUACUAUGAUAAUCCGUUUUAAUUUUUAUAUAUAGUCUAAAACAAAUUGUUUAAUAUAUUUUAUACCUAAUAUACAUUUUUUAACAUU